ACCCCCCCUCCUCCACCAAAUCGCGAAGAAAAGUAAAAUCUCCUCACACUUAAAAUCCAUUAGAGGCCUCGCUAAUCACCCAGAUCGAAGUCAUUUUAUUAAGCUGCAGGACGGAUAUCGAUCAACGGAGAUCCCCAUUUCACUCACGCUCUGCAAGGUGUGCUUUGACCUCUGACCUCUUAGUUCUCGCUUGAAAGAGCAAUAUGGUUCUUCAGAAGCUGAUGGGCUUUGGCAAGCAGUUGCUCCGCGUCAAAUCCAUCAACGGCAACUCUGAAGAGUCCCGUCUCUCCAGAUGCCUGAACACCUUCGACCUAGUGGCUCUUGGGGUGGGCAGCACGCUGGGCGCCGGUGUCUACGUGCUGGCCGGCGCUGUUGCCCGCGACAACGCAGGCCCUGCGAUCGUGCUGUGCUUCCUGAUAGCGGCGUUAGCCUCCGUGCUGGCUGGCUUAUGCUACGCUGAGUUCGGAGCCCGGGUUCCAAAGACUGGUUCGGCCUAUCUCUACUCCUACGUGACGGUGGGGGAGCUAUGGGCCUUCAUCACCGGGUGGAACCUCAUACUCUCCUACAUCAUCGGUACAUCCAGCGUGGCUCGUGCGUGGAGCGCAACGUUUGAUGAGCUGAUUGGGGGCCACAUAGAGCGUUUCUGCAGGCAGUACAUGUCCAUACAGGCCCCUGGGAUCCUGGCAGAGUACCCUGACAUGUUCGCUGUCCUCAUCAUCAUUACCUUGAGCGGUCUGCUGGCGUUUGGAGUGAAGGAGUCCGCCAUGGUGAACAAGGUGUUCACGUGCAUCAACGUCUUGGUGCUGUUGUUUAUGGUGGUGUCUGGCCUGGUGAAGGGAACACUCAAGAACUGGCAGAUAGACCCCCAACAGGUUCUCAACAUCAGCAACACAAAUGCCUCCAGUUUGAAUCUAACGGAGUCGCGGGUGUCCGUGGAGACCCUGGGAGAGGGGGGCUUCAUGCCGUUUGGGAUCACCGGCGUGCUCUCUGGCGCCGCCACGUGUUUCUACGCCUUCGUGGGGUUUGACUGCAUCGCCACCACAGGCGAGGAGGUGAAGAACCCCCAGAGGGCCAUCCCCAUCGGCAUCGUGUCCUCUCUGCUCAUCUGCUUUGUGGCGUACUUCGGCGUGUCCGCGGCGCUCACCCUGAUGAUGCCCUACUACCUGCUGGACAGCAACAGCCCGCUGCCCGCCGCCUUCAAGUACGUGGGCUGGGAGGGCGCCACCUACUCGGUGGCCGUGGGCUCCCUGUGCGCUCUGUCCACCAGCCUGCUGGGGGCCAUGUUCCCCCUGCCGCGAGUCAUCUACGCCAUGGCCCGUGACGGCCUGCUCUUCUCCUUCCUGGCACACGUCAGCGAGCGCAAGUCCCCCGUCAGCUCCACCAUGGCCGCCGGGGUCAUGUCGGCGGUCAUGGCCUUUCUGUUUGACCUGAAGGACCUGGUGGACCUGAUGUCCAUAGGGACCCUGCUGGCCUACACCCUGGUGGCAGCCUGCGUCCUGGUGCUCAGGUACCAGCCGAAGCAGCCCGGGCUGUCCUAUCAAAUGGCGGAGCUCCAGGAGGAGGCGGACCUUGGCGACGGUAUCAGCGUGCCCAGCAUGGUCAUGCUGGAAGGCAUGGAGGAGCGCUUCAGCUUCAGGAGCAUGAUGUCCCCGCAGAACACGGAACCGUCCACCCUUUCAGGCUUCAUCGUCAACAUCGCUGUCAGUGUCCUGGGCGUGCUGAUCCUGCUGUUCAGCAUCCUGGCGGUGAAUGGGGGGAUGGCGGUGCUGAACCUCUUCGUCCUCGCUGUCAUCUUCGCAGCGUGUUGCUUCCUCACCUUCAUCGUUGGGAGACAGCCUCAGAGCAAGACCAAGCUCUCCUUCAAGGUCCCUAUGCUGCCCUUCAUCCCAGUCAUCAGCAUGUUCGUCAACGUCUACCUGAUGAUGCAGCUGGACAGAGGCACCUGGAUCCGCUUUGCAGUGUGGAUGGCUCUUGGGUUCGCCAUCUACUUCGGCUACGGCAUCCACCACAGCCUGGAGGGCUCGGCGGCACGGCCGUCGCCCGACACGGAGAUGCGCGGCUUCAAGCCCUCCCACGAGCUCCGCGGCCCGGCCAUGUCCCCGGAGAAGGAGGCCUUCCUCCACAACGGCUUGGAGGCGGAGAGCCGCGAAGAAGACGACGAAGACGACGACGACGACGACGGCGACUUCUAGUGUGGUCGACGCCCACUUCACGCCGGACCGCCCGCUUCACGCCCCCACCCUGAACCUCGCUCCCCCAAGACCGCCGUUAUAAAAGACAAACAGACUGAAACCAAAAAACUGCUUGGAUUGUAUCUUCAGUACAGGAGGUUUUCAGGGCCCUGAAGGUAACGUCACAUUGAUUUCCUUUUUUGUUUGUUUACAUUUGGAGCUGUGGAUGCUGGGUAACGUAUUACUACACUCAUGGAGCAGGUCUCAGACGGCGACGACUUUGCACAAACGUACUGGGGGACACUUUGAGUUUCCAUUUCCCAAGGUUUCAGUCUUUUGAUGAGAACUCGCCCGAGCUUGGCCUCAUCGCCAGCAGUGCGGAGUCAAGGGAGGGAGGACGGGGGACGCACGGGGGGUCUACUUGUGGAACUUGUGGCCAGGGAAACGGGUUUAUAAUCGUCGAAAAGUUCCGGAGCCAACCAAUUGGGUUCUGUGUCAUUGAGUUAAAUGACUGGAUGGAACCUGCGCUAUUUUAGACAUAAUUAGUCUCAAGUUAUUCAGAGAGAUGGGAACCGCUGGGAUCGGUGUUGUUGAUAUACAGGUUGAUACCUCGUAAAGCGCUCAUGAACCCUUGUGGGCUAAUCUUUAACAGUUGGAAAGGGCUUUUGCUAGCUAGCACAAAACACUGCGGGCCUUCUCGUUGACCCCGCGUAGGUACAGCCAGACACAUGAUACACACCAGAUACAAUGCAGUGUUGCAGGCAACAACCAGCUGAAGGGAGAAGGGACACAGUGGGGGUAUCAGAAGUACUGCGCAUUCUGUCUAAGAGAAAGUGAUGUCACAGGAUGGGAUGUAGUCACUUAAUAAUAACCUGGACAGUGAAAUACACUGUUCAAACUAAAAACACCAGGAUGCCCCGACUUGUCCAAUAAUUAUUGGACACAAUGCACACAGCCCAUCUGUUUAUCGCCAAAUAUGGAUAUUUGCAGAUGCUAUGGAAUGAUGAUGUGCAAAAAUCAUACAGGGAUAGGAGGGGGGAGGGGGCACCAUAUGUCAAUGUUUUAAGUGAAGUCACACUUGAUUUUCACCCUUUAGGUAUUUACCACGUGGGGGGUGUCCAGCUGGUUCUAUAAUGGGCAGGUCAGUAUACCAGUUGGUACAGUCCACUGGGUGGGCUGAUGCAUCUAUUAAUACCUAAUGGGGUGGAAAUCACAUGUGUGAAGUCACUUUAGGGUGGACACUCCCACGUGUGUCACUAUGACACUAUAGAGGUCGAUUUUAAUCUGCCUUAUUCACCUGAACUGAGUGGGAAAUCUGCAUUCGGUUCCCCAAACAGCAUUAGCUCACCAGCUAAUGGGCAUCACACCUGGUGGUAAAACUGGGCCCUUUAAAUGAUUCACGUGGAAAUCAGAUGAGAGGUGCCGUGCGGGUCGCCGUGUCUUUCUUUGCCCUCUGAAACUUGAAGCCUCUACUCGGCUGCCCUCCUUUUUAAUGUUGUUUUGAAAGGAAAUGGGAAUAGAUUUUGUCUUUGUGGGUGGUGUCUUGUUCAUUUGUGUGGUCAUUUUAUGAUUUUUGUGCAUUUUAUUUUGUAUUCUAGUUAAGCCCGUCAUCAUCAUUAUGAUCUGUCCUCUAAUUAAAUUACAUUUGUAGAGCCCUUAAUCACAGUAACAGUCUCAUAGGGCUUAACAGGCCAUAUAUUUAUGAGACUCCCCAUCCCUAGCCCCCCAGAGGGCAAGAAAAAACUCCCUUAAUUAGCGAGGAAGAAAUCUUGACAAGGUACAGAAUGGGGGAUCACUCCUUCCAAGGAUGGUUAGGAGUGCAAUGGGUGCCUUCAUUGACAUUCAUAGUAAUGCAUGUCUAUUCAUUUAGCUAAGAAAAAUAAAGGGUGACUAUGGUGAGGGGGCCGGUUAACCUGUCAGGGUAUACCAGACAUCCUGUCAGUCACCGCAACAGACCAGGCGUCCACUCGCAUUCACCCCAACACGCUAAAGCAGACUUAUAAAUGAGAUGAUUUGAGCCAGGCAUCUGCCUAAGAGGAGCCCAAGUGGUGGUGGGUGGUGUAAGGCCAUGUAACUGAUGUUUACUGGAGAGCAGCCUGCUUUGUUCUCAGGAUUUAUUUGGGCUACAUAAAGCUUAAUUAGCACACAGCUAAGGUUUACUAGCAUACACUUAGGGUACAGUGAUAUUGAUUAGAAUACAGCUAAGGGAUGAUCAGAAAAAGGUGAUGACAAACAAACACUUAUAUAAGAUAUAUUGGCAAACGGUUAGGGUACAGUAUUAGCAAUUUGCAUACAGCUAUGGUUAUUAGGAUACAGCUAUUGUACGGUAAUGUUUUAUUGGGAUACAGUCAAGGUUUAAUCACUAGUUUAUAUCAGGCAACAAAAUCUGUGACAAUUAUGUGGUGUCCGGGGCAAGACCGGCCAUCUGGCUUACUGGGCACUGUCCCUGUCGGCCGACGUGCCUUUUGGGCCGACCAAAAGGAUAAGACAAGGUGAAAGGAAGGCACGGAGAAGUCGCAGGGCAAAAGAAGUCAGCUUAUCCUUGUAGAAUCUAAACUAGGGUCUUCUAUAAAAUUCGUUUGAAUCUUGCAUUUCAUUACAUCAUGGCGUUACGGGGCCCUUCUGGUGUCGGCAGACACGGGGCGCACCUUAUUACUACACGCAAGAAGAUUGCAGAGGGUUAGUCAGCCCAGCCAUGGUGGUGUCCAUUUACCUCUAAAUGACAUUUCACAACUGGAUCGGUUUUCAGAUCCAGUAGGUCAUUUCCAUGUGCAGUCCUAUUGUGAUACAAUAAAGGUUUUUACUUUUGAGUAUCUUUUUAGAGGUUUAAACAUUGUUGGCUAACGUAUGUCAGUUGACCGAAAAUCCUCAUUGUAAAGAAAAAAACAUAAAAUACCAAAAAGAUAACCAUUGUUUGAUGAACUGAGGCCCUGUCCACACUAACCCGGGUAAAAAAAAAAAUGCACAUUCGCAAUGAAAACAAUUCCCGUCCACACUAUCGUUUUCAUAUCGUUUACCGAAAUGUUUUGCAUCCACGUUCCACACUGAAAUGUUUUGUUAAACAGUUGUUCUCAUGGUCAUAGAUGUGAUCAAAGUUUUUGGAAAGUGUGAUCUAAGCUAUAGAGGCACUGAUUUUAAAGCAGCAUACACCUGGGAGAAUUUCGUUGUUGACCAUGGAAACUUAGAAUGAUCUUCUGAUCAUUCUGUUAAGCAAAUUUGAUGUCUCUCUCCAAGAGCAUGUGAAGGAAUGUGUUCAAAAAAGCAUAAGCCUACAUGACGGGUGCAGAAGGCAGAGGAUCCCUGGUAACACUUCUCUCUGAAACCUGACUGACGUCAUCAGUCACUUCAUUAAGGAAGCAUCUAGGGAAGUAAAUACGGCAGGGAUGUUUUCUGUGCAGAUUGACACCACACAGGCUGUUACCUCCAGAGUACUUUGUGGAGCUACUUAAAGAAGCUCAUGCAAAGGGGGAUAUUGAUCUUCAGAACUGUGUAGCCAACGUUGACAUGUAGUUGCAAUGCACAUAUCCACUGGUAAGGAGUAGUUUUUAUUAUUUUACACAGUGGCAAAAUUCUACGCAUGCUAUUCCCGCAGUCUCAUUAAAGGCCUCUCCAUCCAAAAGUCCCGGGCCAAAUUGACCCAAAGUACUCAGACCAAAAGUACAAUUUUUUUUUUACAGUUGAUUUUUUUGAAAAUGCCGCUCCAAGUACGGUUUUAACUGGCGUCUUUGUUUUUUUUUCCCAUCGCUUAAGCACAGCAAGUCGCCUUCGGCGUUGGUGUAACGAAUAUGUAUGAGACAGUAUGUCGAGUUGUAACUGAUACAUAAGUGAAGAUUGUGCAAGCUUGUGGCAGCAUCAUGGCAGUGUCAUGGCAACCGAACGUCAUCGUUUCUAAAAGCCUCCGUCUACCCUGACCACACUACAACGCGAACCCAGCGUUUUGAACCAUUUAACAAAUUAUAUUAAUUUAAAAUGUCUCACAGAUAAGAAAUAAUGUCAUAUUGUGCCAAAUUUUCUUGAAGUCUUCAGAUGGGCCAAAAACCUCUUUCUUCAAAAAUGUCAAACCUGAGCCAUCCUUAGGCUUACUUACCUUGUUCAACAUACCUUGUAACGUCAACUGUUUUUUGUCUAUUGUUGUAAAUAAAAUAUAGAUUUUCAAGUAA
Messenger RNA from Gadus morhua (Atlantic cod), 6331 nucleotides. It is a transcript of the gene slc7a1a, whose product is annotated as solute carrier family 7 member 1a. NCBI's taxonomy places the organism in Eukaryota, Metazoa, Chordata, Actinopteri, Gadiformes, Gadidae. The record is from RefSeq and is a predicted model, not a curated record. Gene Ontology annotation, biological process: L-arginine import across plasma membrane; L-ornithine transmembrane transport. The coding region runs from base 204 to 2192 and encodes 662 amino acids. The transcript is spliced from 13 exons. Gene Ontology annotation, cellular component: plasma membrane. Gene Ontology annotation, molecular function: L-arginine transmembrane transporter activity; L-lysine transmembrane transporter activity; L-ornithine transmembrane transporter activity.